Molecule: messenger RNA, 775 nt
Organism: Helianthus annuus (common sunflower)
Lineage: Eukaryota; Viridiplantae; Streptophyta; Magnoliopsida; Asterales; Asteraceae
Exons: 4
Coding region: 202-594 (130 amino acids)
Source: RefSeq, a predicted model, not a curated record
ACAUGGGUUUAGUUUCUUAACGGCAGGCCUCUCCUCCGUCAAGUGCUUGUUUGUUUCGACCGAAAAAAGUGCGGAAUUGAUAGAGGGGGCAAAGUGUAAAAAGAUCGCCAAAGGGAAUAUUAUAUAAUUAUUAUCAUCUAUCCCCAAAAUCCCUAAACAUCUCGAAACCCUAAAAUCGAAAUUUGUCUCUCAUCAUCAGAGAUGGAAGACGAAGGUAGAAAAGCUCAAGUUAAAGAAGGAAGCUCCGUUCUCAAGCGCCCUCGCGACGACGAGGAGGAUCUUCCAAACUCUGCAGCAGCAGCAGCAGCAGCAACUGCUUCUGCUUCUGCUUCUGGUACCAAAACUGAAGUGAAAGCUAAACGCCUCUCUUUGGAUCCACCAAAGCCUGUAACAGCAGGGAGGAUGCCCUUUAACCCCAGUGUGGAAACAGGCUGGACAUGGGUGCCUUUUAAGCAGCUUCCAUACGAUGACCCUGAACCAGAGGUGGACGAGGAAGAGGAAGAAGUGAUCGACUUACCAUAUGGCAUGUAUCACAUGGUCGGAGGUCACCUAGUUCUCACAGGCAUUCUUCCUAAAUCCAGAUUUGAUGAGUAGUGUGCUUCUUUCGAGCACCAGCAAACCCAAUCACCAAUUUCAUCGACUACAUGACAACUUUACUUUACUUUAUUAUUAUUCAAAUGUUUGUGAGCAUGUCUAAUCAACCAAUUAUGUAUUUGUGCUUUCUUAGCUUAAAACACAUUUAUGGAAGUUUAUUUGAACUAUCUUUUAUCAGUUA